Molecule: messenger RNA, 559 nt
Organism: Megalops cyprinoides (Indo-Pacific tarpon)
Lineage: Eukaryota; Metazoa; Chordata; Actinopteri; Elopiformes; Megalopidae
Gene: smim22
Product: small integral membrane protein 22
Exons: 4
Coding region: 140-397 (85 amino acids)
Biological process (GO): regulation of cell population proliferation
Source: RefSeq, a predicted model, not a curated record
UUCAGCACACCUGUGACUCCAUUCGUACGCCAGGCAACUGUGCUUCUCGGUCAGGUGUUUCUUAGACCUAUACCGGAAAACACCAAAAGGAAACGAGUGUAUCACGGGUAAGUGAAACCAGUAUUUGUUGCGGUUAGAUAUGACCAUGGAGGGGAGGAACAUUCAGCAGGAACUACAGACCCAAUUCAACGAUGUUCUUACAAGGCUGGAGUCGAAACAGCUCUUUCAGUCUGACUGGGACAUUGCCUCCUUCGCCGUUUUCUUCAUCUUCAUCGGCAUGGUUCUGUUGCUUGUUCUCCUGGUUCUCAUUCGCUGUUGCUGUUGUUGCUGCUGUGAUGCAUCAGAGAAGCCUCGCAGGCACAAAGUGGGCAUUGACAAUUUGGCAAUGCAACCUUAGAGGCUACAGGGUAUGAGAACUGUAAAAUACCAUGACCUGAAUCAUUUAAAAAGAAGAAAUGAAGAAAAGACACUACACAAUACAUUGCACAUCAAAUUGAACUCAUCUUAUGAUUUCACAUCUUAGAACUGAGGUGUUUGAAUGUAUGUACUUGCCAUUACC